AUGGCUCUCUACAACAACGGGGCCGACGUGCCUUCACCCCAGGAAGCUUCCAAUGGCUUCUCACAGCCUGGAGCCUCGGGAACGUGGCACAAGGGUGAGGAGGAGGUGCGCCUGGUGGAGCCCAGCCUGGUGAAGAAGGCUCAUCGGGAGAUCCUGGACCAUGAGCGCAAGCGGCGCGUGGAGCUCAAGUGCAUGGAGCUGCAGGAGAUGAUGGAGGAGCAGGGGUACUCCGAAGAGGAGAUCCGGCAGAAAGUGGGGACCUUUCGGCAGAUGCUGAUGGAGAAGGAAGGCGUCCUCACCAGGGAGGACCAGCACGGGCGCCAAAUCGUGAUAGAAAACCACCACGGCGUGGAUGGGGAGGAGUACGCGGUGGAGUACCCCGACUCCGGCGAGGGCUGCCUGCUGCAGUGCGACUGCUCGGCCGAGUGCUACCGCGAGGACAGCGGCCACCGCGAGUACAGGCUGAAGAGGCGCUCGAGCAGCUCCACCUCUCCUCCACCCAAGAAGAAGAAGAAGAAGAAAUCAGGUCACCGCCGGAGCCGCAAAAAGAGGAAACCUGGCUCGGAGCGCAGCUGCGAUAGCUCUUCACCCAUCCGCAAGGAAAAGAAAAAGAAGACUGGAAAGAAACACAGACGUGAUAGGUCUGAGUCGGGGUCACGGAAGAAAAGAAGACACAGGUCCCGGAGCCCCAAGAGCAAACGGAAAGAGAAAAACAAAGAGCGCAAGAG
Nestor notabilis (Kea) is the source of this 728-nucleotide messenger RNA. Its product is annotated as serine/arginine repetitive matrix protein 3-like. The annotation marks the transcript as partial. Gene Ontology annotation, molecular function: mRNA binding. The record is from RefSeq and is a predicted model, not a curated record. The transcript is spliced from 8 exons. NCBI's taxonomy places the organism in Eukaryota, Metazoa, Chordata, Aves, Psittaciformes, Psittacidae.